Vicugna pacos (alpaca) is the source of this 7619-nucleotide messenger RNA. The record is from RefSeq and is a predicted model, not a curated record. NCBI's taxonomy places the organism in Eukaryota, Metazoa, Chordata, Mammalia, Artiodactyla, Camelidae.
GGGAAGUCAUGACAAUAUUUCCACAUUCACCGAUCAGGACAUCCUGGAUGAGCGGCUGAUGUAUGUGCACGAUGACUCUGAGACCCAGUGUGAUGAAUUCCUCCUUGUGGCCUCCCCUACAGGACCAGGCCAGGAGGGAGUGGCCAGGGAUCUCCGUAGGGAGCAUCUGUCCGCAGAGAUCAAGGUCACUGUUUCUGUGGAGUUAAAGAAUGAUGAGAAACCGGUGCGCGUGGUGGAUAAAGUCUUUCACAUUGUGCGGAACAGCCAGCGCUUACUAACCCUAGCAGAUCUCUGUUACCAUGACCCGGAUUCCGAUUUUGACGAUGGGCAGUUGCUCUACACCCGGCGGGGCAUCCCGAAUGGGGACUUGGUGCGAGCCAGUGACCCGACUCAGAAACUGUACCAGUUCAGGCAGGACGACCUGCGGGCGGGGCACGUGCUCUUCAGGCAUCGAGGUGCGGACUUCGCCCGCUUUGUGCUGUUUGUGACAGACGGUGUCCACACUACAUCGUCCCUUCUCGAGGUCAGUGUGUCAGACCCCUACGUGCGUAUAGCCAACAACACGGGGCUGCUCGUGCAGAGAGGAAAGGACAGCAGCCUAACGACUGCCAAUCUCAGUGUCACCACAAACCAAGAUGUCAGAACAGAUGGCGAGAUCAGAUUCCACAUUGCGUGGCCUCCAGAGCAUGGCAGAGUGCUGGUCAGCAGCUCAAGGGCUGGCUCAUUCUCUCUACAUGACUUGAAGCAAGGACAUGUGAUUUAUAGGCAUGACGGCAGCGGCAGCUUCGAUGUGUUCAACCUGACAGUGAAAGUUAAAGAUACAUAUUUAGAAGUGGGCGUCUAUGUGCAUGUGGACUCAGAAAGCCACCAGCAUCACACCCAAAUUCUGCACAGCAAGACCCUUGUUGUUGAAGAAGGAAAACCAGUAAAACUGAGUAGAAUACUCCAGGCUGUACAUGAAGAUAAUAUUCCUUCAGAGGCAAUGUUCAUUGUUAGAACUCCACCCAUGCAUGGAUACCUCCGAAAAUCUUUACCAGAAGAAGGCAGCUUGGGUGCAGAUGAAAAGUCUCCUUUGAGUUUUACACAGCAGGACAUUGAUGAUGGUUAUAUCCAUUAUGUACAGACAGCUCCUGACCAACUACAGGACCAGUUUUUACUGGAUGUGAUGAGUGGCUUCCAAGCUGUGAGUAGAGUUGAAAUCUUGGUGGAUAUUGUCCCUAAGCAGAUUCCUCUGGAGGCACAAAAUUUCACAGUGCAAGAAGGUGGUUCCAAAACACUUUCAGAAGACUACUUCAAAAUUCCAAGCAAGCAUUUUGCUGGACUUGACUGUGAAUUUUUUCUACUCAAACCACCAAAACACGGUUAUGUUCAAAAUUCUCAUUUUCCAAGAGUGAAGCUUAUGAAAUUUACCAGGAAACAGGUGGAAAAUGAAUUGAUUUCCUAUGUUCAUGAUGAUAGUGAAGAGCUUCUUGACAGUUUCACCAUCUUUGCAAAUAGCUCAGAGCUGGGAAAACAGAGUUUGCCCCAGACUGUCUUUGUGACUGUUGAAUCAGUAAAUGAUGAGGCUCCAGUAAUAACAGCCAAUAAAAUCCUCCAGGUGUGGGCGAACUCUGUCACUGAGAUUACCAGUGGUGACCUCUGUGCAGAAGAUGGGGACUCCUCCCUGCAGGACCUUACCUACUUGGUCUCUCCACCCAGCAAUGGACAUUUGGCUCUCAAGUCGUUUCCUGGCCGAAGCAUCCAGAACUUUACCCAGGCUCAAAUCAAUGAAGGCCAGUUAGUGUUUGUACACACUGGAGCGCUGUCAGGAGGCUUUAAUUUUCAGGUUACAGAUGGUAUGAACUUUGCACCAGGACAGAUUUUUAGCAUCACAGCUCGAGCUCUGAUCAUUAGCUUAGAAGUAAACAAAGGACUGAGCAUCUUUCCAGGUUCCAGGAAGCCCCUUUCAUCUCAUGACCUGAGAGCUGUGACCAAUGAUGUGGACAGUGCAGGAAACAGAACUAUUACUUUUACGGUUGUAAGUUCCCCUAGACUUGGGAGGCUGGUGCGAGUAAAUUCUGACAACAGCACAGAGGAUGUUUCCGUGUUUACACAGAAGCUGGUCAGUGAACAGCUGAUAUUUUACCAGCAUGUGGACUGGGAAAACACAGGCUGGACUGCAGAAGACUCUUUCGUGUUCACGGCAUCCUCUCCCCCAGCAGUUCUAGGCCCUGAAGAUUUCCAUAUAACUAUUUCAUAUGAAAUUAAUGAACUUGGUCGGCAGAGUCGUCUGCUUGCAAAUACAGGAGCAGUUGUCAAGGAGGGAAACAAAGUUCUCAUUGACCGAUCUAAGUUAGAUGCUUCCAACCUCUUAUUUAAAUUGCCCAAAUCUCAGCGCUUUUCAUAUGAAAUUUUGUUCCAAGUUACAUCUCUUCCUCACCAUGGAACUAUUAUGGUUGGAGAGAGAAAUAUUACCAAAAGAAAACCCAAUUUCUCCCAGUAUAUAAUUAAUAAAUUUGGAAUCACAUACCUUCAUGAUGACUCUGAAUCACUGGCUGAUAAUUUUACCUUUGCUGUUUGGCCCAAUCCAAAGAGCAAGUCCUCCACUAAGCCAGAGGCUGACUUUCUUGAAGAAAUGUUUAACAUCACCGUCACUCCUGUAAAUGACCAGGCCCCAGAAUUAAAGACAAAAGGGCUUCGGUUGAAGGUUCUUCAGGGCGAUAGGUUGGUUUUAGGACCCAAAAACCUUAAAGUGGAAGAUCUAGACAGUCCUCCAGAGGAUAUCAGGUAUAUGAUCAUCCGUAAUCCUAAUAAUGGCUUUCUGGCAAUGGCUUACCAUCUAGACACAACUGUUCACCAUUUCACACAAGCUGACAUUGAUAACUCUCAGGUGUGGUUCAUACAAGAUGGAAGCCCAUCCUCGGGAGUGUUUUACUUUAGCGUGAGUGAUGGCCAACACCGCCCACUCUACAAGCUCUUCCACCUGGAGGUCAUCCCCGUCUCCAUCACCCUUGUUAACCUCACUGACCUAUUUCUCCCACAAGGCCAGACAACCAUCCCCAUCACCAGUGCUCACCUAUCAGCAAUGACCAAUGGGAGGAGCCCCCAAAUCACCUACAAGAUAACACGGCCCCUCCAACAUGGGCAUCUGCUUAUUGAAAACCAGGCAGUUAUCAGCUUUGGACAGGAGGAUCUGGAUUCAGGAAGGCUCUCUUACCACAUGACAAACCUCACCGCCUCAGAGGACCAGCUACAGUUCUCACUGUUUACAUCAGAAAGCAACCUGACAGGACAAACACUGAGCAUCAGAGUGCAGCCUUUACUGCAGGUUAUGUCAAACCUGACAAUUGUCAACCACGUGGCUCAUCAGCUGAAAAGAAAAGACCUUGAUGCUACUGAGCUUGCGAACAGAACUAACAGUGAUCCUAAAUUUGAAGUGACAGAACCUCCAGUCCAUGGAAGACUUGUACGAAGAGUGGGCCGAGGCACUGUGAUGGAAGACGCUAUUCUGUUCACCCAGAGGGACAUUGACCAAGGACUGCUGAUGCUCAAGUCACACGCCAACCUAACAGGCAUCAGUGCGCUGAAUGACUCCUUCACUUUCUUGCUCAGUGCAGACCACGUACAGCCAGCAAAAGGUUAUCUCCCAUUCACCAUAGUGCCACUUGACCCCUUUAUUUUGCAAACUUUUACCCCUGAUGUUUCUUUAUUAGUCACCACAGAUAACCUUAUGACUUCAGAUCUCUCUCAGGAAAAGUUUGUGGCUUCCUCAGGACCCAUCACACAGACAGGAACUCUGGGGAAGCUGACCCAGACCAGAUGACAGGAAGCAGAUCCCUGGGAACGACUCAGUGGUGAAGACUCCACUCUGGAUGGCAAGGCCUCUCCCACCAGAGUCAUUUGGCCACCAGAUGCCACCAAAGCCAGUCCUGGGGCACCUACUCAGCCCAGGGAGAGCAGUCACCCUCUGAUGGUCAUCGUACCUUUGGCUGUGGUGUUCUUCCUGCUGAUAGUAACUGCAGUGGCCUUGUGUGUCUGGCUGCUAGGCCGGAAGGUGGAAAAGGCAAAACCUCUUAUCAAGCCCCAGACCAACCUAGAACCCACAACCCCAGGUUCUAGGAGAGAAAAGAGCAUAACUGUUCCCACUGUCACAGUGACACCCCUUCUACAAAGUUCCAGCCGUCCUCCAGGAAGUCUUUUCAGAGCCCUACAAUGUCAGCACAUGGAAAAAUCUCCAGUCACUGAGCCCAUGGAAAAAUGUGCUCCCUGGGAAACAUGGGUGAAUCUGAAUCCCGACAUGAUCAAGCUUUGCCGACAAACCAAUCCAGCACUGAAGCACAACCAGUACUGGGUGUAGACUGAGGGUGCUUGUUCCUUACUGACCAACUACUAUGUGCCAGGUAUUGGGAUAGGCACUGGGAUACAAAGGCAAAGAAAUGCUACUUAGGUCAAUUGAGAAAAGCCCAGCCCUUCCAGUCCCUUGGUGCUCAGCUGUAGACCCGUGGUUAGAUGUUAGCAGGUGUUUAUUGUAACUUUUAUACAACACUCAUCUUAUGGGCUUUCCACAAUGAGCUUUGUGUGCCCUCUUCUGGACCUGCUGCUCUGACCAUACAUGAGAUUUUUGUCAAUAUUUAACCCCUUUACCAAGGUGCGACAGAGCAUGCUGGCCUGACUGGGGAUUAACAUGGGAGCUGAGUUAAUGGAGGAAAGCUUUGCACAUUUUUCACUGAUGAUUCACUCUCUCUGAGUGAGUCAGUGAGGAAGUGAAGGAACUGUUUCAGCAAGUAGAAGAGGUAAUUUAUCAAAUCAGUGAGUUUGUUUCUAGUCUUUUCCUCCUUGGAGUCUCUGGGUUUGACUUCCUAAAGCAGGAAAUGCGUUGUUACCCCAGAUAGUGAGACAGUCUGGCCCCCUUUGAAGAUAUUCACUGAACACAUUGCAUUUCAUCAAGAGGCUUUGUCUAUUCUGAUUUGUAAUAUCAAGCCUAUAGUAUUAUUUGAAGCCCUAAGGAAUAGGAAAGUUUGUUAAAUGCUUUUGUGAUGCCUCAAUUUGGCUUAACUUUACAACGAAGUGAAAUAAUGACAAAUUUGUAUUUGACUUGCCUAGUAGAGCCUACCAUAGGCCAACUCAGCUUCAGUUUCCAUAACUGUAAAGUGGAGAUAUCAGUACUUGUAUUAGCUAGGAAUGCUCUGGGUAGCAAAUCACAAGACAUCUGCUACAAGUGGGGCUAAGGUUGGGGAUUGGCAGACCUUUUCUGUGCAGAGACAUAUAGUAAAUGUUUUAGGCUUUGUGGGCCAUGUAUGGUUGUUUUAUUUUUUUAACAACCUUUUAGAAAUGUAAAAACAAUUCUUAGUUCCUAGUUUUGACCCACAGACCAUAGUCUGCCAACCAUUGGUUUAGCUAAGCAAUAAAAGUGUUGAAUUGUUUCAACUAACAAGCAGCCUGAGGUGGACAUUCCAAGGCUGGUUCAGGAGUUCAAAGACAUCAUGAGCACUGAUGCUCUUUUGUUCUUCCUGCUCUACCUUCCCCAGGCUACUGGCGUUUCAUCCCUUUGUUUUGUCCCUUGUGAUGGUGAGAUGGCUGCUGAAGCUCCAAGCAGUAUUGUCACAUUCAAAGGCAAAAAUCCUAGUGGGGAGAAAAGGAGAGGUGGCAAAAAGACUUUUUCUUAGAGAGGAUCUUAUUUAUUAUUAUUUAUUAAUAUUUUUUAAAAAUCUUAAAGCUUUCCCAAACAUUUUCCUCCUUUUAAUGUCUCAUUUGUCUAGAACUGAGCAACAUGAUUCCCACCCCUUGACCAGUCAUCGGCAAAGGGAAAUGGAAUUCUCAUGACUGACCUCUCUUCUGGGGCUGGGAGAGGAUUCUGCCAGGUCAGAGAUCAAUGAAUCAGCCCACCAUGUAAUUAGGGAAGGCUGGGAAAUGGCAAUUAGACAAUGAGUAGAAUCUACUAAGGUAGUGGGGAGGGUAUAGCUCAGUGGUAGAGUGCAUGAUGCUUAGCAAGCAUGAGGUCCUGGGUCCAAUCCCCAGUGCUUCCAUUAAAAAAAAAAAAAAGAAAGAAAGAAAAGGGAAAAAAUAUACAUUAAAAAAUCAACUAAAAUACUCUAAGUAUUGAAAUACUUGGGAAACAAAGCUUUUGAUCUUUCAAAUUGGUGUCUCCUAUAAUAUCUCCUUUUCAUAUUUUAAUGAUUUUCUUGAAGCCAGCGACCAGUGUUUCUAAGGUGGGGAGAGGAAUUUCCCCCUAGGGGGCAUUUGGCAAUGUAAGGAGACAUUUUUCGUUUUCAUGACCAGUGCUGCUGGCAUCUAGUGAGUACAGACCAAGGACCCUGCUAAAUAUCCAACAAUGCACACACAGGACAGCCCCCACAACAAAGAAUUAUCUGGCCCAAAAUGUCAGUAAUGCCAAGGUUGAGAAACCCUGGUUAAAGUCAUAGUUAAGUUUCCCUUCAUACCCAGUGAAGGAUUAAUAAGCCCAUUACCAAGUCUAGGCAAAAACUGUAUCCUAAAAAUAGAAUGGAAAGGUGAAAAUUCCAAAGUGUGUUUGAAACUGAUUAGCUAAUGGUAAACAUGAACAUUUUUUAAAGAGAUUGUAUUAAAAACCAAACAAAACUUGAGCAGACUCAUUUCUCUAUAUUCCAUGUCUAAGGAAAAAUUUUUGCCUUGUAUUAACAGGUGGAACACAUCAGGAAAAAAAGAGAAAAUAUGGGGUAGGAUAUUUACAAAGGUUGCUUUUCUCUCCCCACCAAAAUUUAACUGCUCUUUAUGGAAACAGAUUUCACAGUCUACAGAAUAAAUGGAAGCACAGCAUAUGUGGGCCUAGAGACAACUACCCUUGUCUUAGAUCCCUGGCUCCAAUGCUACAACUUGCCACCAUCCCUGGCCAUGGACAAUUGUUGCCAAUGAAGACAUCUCUAUUCUUCUUCUGAAAGCAAUUCUCUCCUGCAUUUCUGGAUUCUGAGUUUUACAUAGUCCCUCUCAACUGUUUUUUGUAUUUGAUCCCCUUAGAAAGGAGGAGGAAUGAGAGUCUUAACCCAAGGUUGGCUUAAUCACUGUACAACUCAGAAGUGUUCUUGGGCCUGUUCUAAGCAGCUGGGCACUCAGAAGAAGCAGAAUAAGUUGUGUGAGCUCAUACACAGAAAGAGAAGGCUGAGGAGCAUCUCUGCAUGCAGCAAGUGGGUUUUGCUCUCCCUCAACUAGGCAAGGAGAAUGCCUGUUCUUUGUGGAAGAGCCAGACAUACUUGGCUCUGUGAUCACGUUGGCCUCUUCCUUACUUCAGCCAUAAAAUCUCUGGAGCUAGGAUUACCAGCCUAGCCAAACAGAAAAAAAGUCUGCUUUCACUCCUCUUUUUCCUGUUAACUCUGCUACUCUAGACAAAAAAAAUUUGGUGUCAUAUUGGAAUGAGACCCAUACCAAUACUUUAAAAUGAUAAUUCAUGUUGUUUGUGAGUGUGCCUGCUAGAGCAAGAAUGUCAGUGUGAGAUCCAGAUGUCAAGACUCGGUCAUGAAUCAAGUAAUUCAUAUAGAGCUUGGAAAGGUUUCUUCCAGAGGAUCUGGAAUAGUCUACCAAUUUACAGAUGGGUUCAAUUAGAAGGAAACAAUGCCUACCAUUUGGUGCUGGCUCAAAUAAAACAUGAAAUAAAACAUUUUGGCAAA